This is a messenger RNA of Dictyostelium discoideum AX4, 984 nucleotides long. RefSeq lists its product as hypothetical. NCBI's taxonomy places the organism in Eukaryota, Evosea, Eumycetozoa, Dictyosteliales, Dictyosteliaceae. The coding region runs from base 1 to 984 and encodes 327 amino acids. The transcript is spliced from 2 exons. The record is from RefSeq and is a predicted model, not a curated record.
AUGAAAUCAAAUAAUUCAACAGCAACAACAUAUACAUUAAAAAAACCAGCAAUUGAAAUACCGUUAGAUAAACAAAUUGAUAAAUUAUUUCAAAAACCUUUACAAAGAUUACCAGUUUUUAAAGAUCUACCACGUUUAGCAGGAAGAAUUAUUAUUGAAAAGUAUACACCACAAGUUGCUACUACUAUAACAUCUGAACCAUCAUCAUCUUCUUCUUCCUCCUCUUCUUCAACAACAACAACAGCAACAACAACAACAACAACAACAACAGAAAAUAUUCAAUCAUCAGAUAAUACAAUAACCUCAAUUGAAUCAGUGGAUACAAAUAAAAAAAGAAAAAGUAAAGCAUUAUCAUUAAAAUUAUCAAAAGAUUUUGGUGAACUAGGUAAAGAUAAUGAGGAUAAAUUAGAAGUUGAACCAUUAGAAUCACAAGAAACUAAUGAAAAUAAAGUUUGGAAAACUGUUAAAUCUGUAAUUUUCAAAUUAUCAGAAUUAUAUGAAAAUGAAGAAACUCAAAAUAAAAUAAAAUCAACUUUUAAUAGUGAAAAAGCACCAUCAGAUUAUCAAUUAUCUUUACCACAAUUAUUUAAUGAAUGUAUGGAAGAAAAAACAAGUAAAGUUAUAAAGAUAUUAAAAUUAAUUCAUCAAAAUAUAAUUUAUAUUGGAUGUUAUGAAUUAAAAAUUAAUGUACCUUAUUUAAUGGUAAAUUUAACAAAAGAUGUUCGUGGACCAGAAGGUUGGAGAAUAAAUGUAUUUAAAGGUAAAGAUAUAACAACAGUAAUUCAUACUAGAAGAGAAGAAGCUAUGGAUAAAAAAUUUUAUUUUGAAUGGCAAUUACAUAUUACACUUUCUGGAAAAGAUUUGGAUGAAAUUUCUUUUGCUUCACUUAAAAUUAUUGAUUUAGUUUUCGAUCCAUCUGCAAGUUUACAAUUUAAACAAGAAGUUUCAAGAUCUUUAUGUAAUGGUAAUUUAUUUGUAAUGUAA